Schizosaccharomyces cryophilus OY26 is the source of this 1645-nucleotide messenger RNA. RefSeq names its product acid phosphatase. The record is from RefSeq and is a predicted model, not a curated record. The coding region runs from base 44 to 1420 and encodes 458 amino acids. Gene Ontology annotation, molecular function: phosphatase activity. Gene Ontology annotation, biological process: dephosphorylation. NCBI's taxonomy places the organism in Eukaryota, Fungi, Ascomycota, Schizosaccharomycetes, Schizosaccharomycetales, Schizosaccharomycetaceae. The transcript has a single exon.
CCACCUUUCACUAACAAAAAUCCCUAAGAAAUAAUUCAACACCAUGUCGCAAAUGUCUUCUACUUCUGUUCAUUAUCCAGAUCCAGUCGCUGGUUUGGAUUUUCCUAAGCAGCUUGAGCUCAAAUAUUUGCAGGUUGUGUUCCGACAUGGUGAGCGUGCGCCCGUAAAAGAAAGGUUAGGAUCAGCAGGUAUUCCUAAGGAUUGGAAGCUUUGUAACAAUGCUAGAAGAUUUUUUGCUCAAAUCAAAGGAGCCAAAGAAUGGUCGGUACUCGGAUAUGAACGAAAAACAGAGACUCCGGUGGAUUCAGCUUUAGCAGCUUCUUCAAAAGAGGAGGCUAAAAGCGGCGUUUGUAUUCAUGGUGAAUUAACAGACAUUGGAAGGAUUACCACUCGUAACCUUGGUGAAUAUCUUCGAGAGCGGUAUAUCAACAAACUCGGAUUUUUACCAGACAAGAUAGAGACUGCCGAUGGGUUUUAUAUGCGCUCUACACCUAUGGCUCGUGCUCUUGAAUCUUUGCAACACGUUUUCGCUGGACUUUAUCCUGAUGAAAAACGCCCGGGUGUCGUGCCUACCAUUUACACCCGUAAUUGGUCGCACGAAAACUUACUUCCAAAUGAAAAUAAUUGCCCCCGCCUUGUUCAAUUGUAUGAAGAAUUUGCUGAAAGAGCGGCCAAAAUAUACGAUCCUCUCCUUGCGGGAAGAGCAUCGGAAAUGAUGAGCCAGUUCAUGAACGGUCAACCUGUUCGUGUUGUCUCCAGUCAUCCUCGUCUUAGUGGUCUUUUGGACACAAUUAAUGCUGCUAUUGGUAAUCGACUUGAUCUUCAUCCUAAUUUAGUUGAUGAACAGUGGUUGCGUGAUGCUGGGAACGCAGUUACUGAAGAAUGGUUUGGAGGAUAUAAAGUGUCAAAGUUAAUGCGUCAACUUGGCGCAGGAAGUCUUUUAAAUGACCUAUACAUGCGAAUGGAAUCUCAAGUCAAGGCUGAUAAACGUGGUGCUCCUUCGGACCGUUUGGCUCUGUAUGGAGCUCAUGAUGUAACCUUAGCUGCAAUCCUUGCUUCACUUGAUGCUUUUGAUUACCAAUGGCCUCCUUUUACUUCUCAUCUUGAAUUAGAGCUAUUUAAAGAUACAUCUAAAGAAUCUUCCCCAAAAGCCAUUGCUGGAAACCCCGAAAGUCCUGCUGACUCUAGUAAGCAAGUCGUUCUUUCAAAAGAAAACGCUGCUUCGACUCUUCCUUCAGAUGAUUCAUCUGAUUGGUAUGUUCGACUUACUUACAACUCCAACCAUGUCGUUAUGGGAGCCUGUCGUGGACAAGGUUAUAAGGGAAAUGAGACCAUUUGUCCUCUAUCAAUUUUCAAGGAUGCUGUCCGUGCCUUGAGGCCCGAAGAUUACCAUUCUUUGUGUAAGCCCGUGAAAAAGUAAAAUUAUGUGAAAACUGUUUCUCAUGCUCUCUUUCAUACUAAAACGUAAAAUAAGGAACCCUCGUUUUCCAUACAUUCUCUGGAACCUGAUCUGAAUAAUUCUUAUUUAUAAUAAAAAUUUCCGCGGUUACGAUACCAAUUUACCAAUACUAUUAAGGUUAUUUUUUUGGUUUACAACGCUUGUAGUCUUUACAAUAUAACAAAAGUUUUCCUUUACAUUUUUGAC